GAAUAGUCAAACAUACAAACGCGGUUACCGGCUUGACUUAACGCCAAGGCAAUCACAACUACAUUACUAUAAAUCACACAUCUCUCCAACCUCACCAAACAAAACCAAAUAACCCAGAUCCACAACCUCAAAAACCACACAAACAAUCAUUAACAACAAAAUGAGUGAUCAAAGAAGCAUCGCAUGUUCGGCAUCAUUGAUGGUAGCCAUGGUGUUGAUAAUGAUGAUCAACACUACAGAGGCGCAAGACAACACUUCUUGCGCUAGUAAUUUAGUUCCGUGCGCUGAUUACUUGAAUUCUACCAAACCACCGAGCUCUUGCUGUGAUCCACUCAAGAAAACCGUUGAAACUCAACUCACUUGUCUCUGUAAUCUCUUCUAUUCUCCUGGUUUGCUUCAAACCCUUAACGUCAAUAAAACUCAGGCUCUUGAACUCGCCGGUAAGUGCGGUAUUUCCGGCGGUCUCUCCAGCUGCAAACAAGCUUCUGGGUCAGCUCCAGCUCCGACUUCCGGCGGGUCCCCACCGGCUAAAAGUGGUGGUGAAUCUGGUGAUAAAGGAGGUGCAGGCAGAGUCUCAUUCACUGGGUUUUCUUUUGUACUCUUAUUAGCAUCCAUGAUGUUCAAUUAGGAAACUUCUACUGUAUUUAAUUUGUCUAUGUAAUUCUAUACAUUUAUUGGCGACUGAGCUAGUAUUUCAUUGCGUGUACUUUUUUUUUCCAUUAUUUUUAGGCAAAAAAAAAAAACUUAUUUAGUGAAUGAAAGCACGUUAUUCUUGUCAAAUUCAAUUUGGAGACCUAUUCUGGUGCUUUUGGUUGCACCAUUUAUAUAUGUGAUGAUGUGGUUUCUUGUUCUAA
Molecule: messenger RNA, 854 nt
Organism: Vicia villosa (hairy vetch)
Lineage: Eukaryota; Viridiplantae; Streptophyta; Magnoliopsida; Fabales; Fabaceae
Product: non-specific lipid transfer protein GPI-anchored 7-like
Exons: 3
Coding region: 161-628 (155 amino acids)
Source: RefSeq, a predicted model, not a curated record